AUGAACAUCGAUGCCAAAAAUAUAGCCCGCUAUGUGCAGCGCAAGCAGACCCCUUCCAUUGUCAUGUUUCCUUUGUUCUGUAACACACCCAACGGGUUACCCGAGUGUUCGGAAUCUCGUAGCCAUCUUUCUGUCCACGAAGAUGACUCCCUCAACUCUGUUAUCGUUGCUUGUAACAAUCCUCACCGCCUUGUUGAGGCUGGUGAGCGCGCAAUCAUCCUCCUCGGCUUGCAAUCCUCUAAAUGGUCAGUGAGCUUGCGUUCAAUUAACCCUUCGCUUCCACUCACUCUCCUGCUGACAACGAAUAAUGUAGGCUCAUGCCCUCCGAUCCCCGGCUUGACAACUGGCGAGUAUUUCAUGGAUUUCACCCAACAGACCUCAACUCCUUCGGAUUGGAUCCUAGCCGACUAUGCUACCGUUGGCUACGGUUCUCCGAACGGUGCUAACUUUACCUUUGCAAAACGAUACGACGCCCCGUAUAUCUGGACUCGCUUUUAUGUUCUCUUUGGACAUAUCGAGGUGGUUGUUCAAGCCGCGCCUGGCGCCGGGAUCAUCACAAGUUCCGUCAUGAUGUCAGACGAUCUAGAUGAAAUAGACUGGGAGUGGUCGGGAAAUAACUUUGCUUCAUCCAGCGGGGCCGUACAGACCAAUUACUUCGGCAAAGGCCAGAUUGGCAAUUCUGACCGCGGGUCUCAACCUUCUGUGGACGAUCCUGAAGACACAUUCCACACCUACGCCUUAGAUUGGCAACCGGACCAAUUGGUUUGGUCUAUCGACGGUGUCGCCGUCAGGACCUUGACCAACAACGGCGCAACAACUGGGUCAUACCAAUACCCUCAGACACCCUCCCGCCUGCACCUUGGCCUCUGGUGCUCGGGGGACCCAAGUACUCCCUAUGGUACUGUGUACUGGGGCGGAGGAUACACGAAUUUCAGCGCCGCUCCGUUCUCAGCGUACGUCAAAUCCGUCAAGAUCACGACCAACAACACUUGUUCAAGCUGGCAAUAUCCCAGUCCAUUUGACGGUACCUACCAGUCUGUACAAUGCACAAACCAAACGCUUGCACUACCUUGUACUUACACAGUUGCUGCUGGUGAUGACGGCUCUACGAUUGCAAAUAACUUGACAGUCAAUUUCGACACCCUUCAGGCGGCAAAUCCGGGUGUCAACUGGGAUCAAUUGUUGGUUGGUCAGGUGCUCAAUGUACCAGGCGGGACAUGUCCAACAUCAACCGCAGCCUCAAUAUCUUCGACCACGACGUUUACUUCCACGACAUCUACCGAUACUGCUGUUACUUCCACGAUGUCUUCUGCCAUUGCAUCUUCAAGUACGUCUGACAGUUCGAGCCUGAGCACUUCUACGAGUGAAUCAGCGGUCUACACAUCCGCACCUAGCUCAUCUGCAACAUCAUCGUCCACGACCUUUGGCCUGAGCACUUCAACGAGUGCCUCGUCUGUCUACACAUCCCCAUCUAGCUCAUCUGCAACAUCAUCCUCCAUGAUGAUGCCAGCAUUCCCAAGUUCAAGUUCUUCGAGCGCAACAUCUUCCUCCACCGUGCCACCAAGCUAUUCAAACACGCCUUUCUCAGCAAUUGGAGCAGCUAGCACGACAACUUCGCCGCAGCCCUCCUUGGACCCAGCGUCUGCGGUCACUGCGACGUCGACCUCCGCUUUGACCACGACAACUUCGACUGUUAGCACAAGCGUGUCUUCGACUGUUUCCACAACGACCGACGUCGGUAGCAGUACUACAACAUUGCCAGCUCCUCCUCAAGCAUCGAACACCUACACCGUCGUGGCUGGCGACUAUGGUUGGGCUAUUGCAAGCUCCUUGGGUUGCUCCUUCGAUGAUUUGAAUGCUGCGAACCCAGGGGUUGAUUGGGAUGAUUUGCAGAUUGGGCAAACCUUGAAUAUUCCUGCUGAUGCUACUGGCUCUUCGACAUCUACGACUCCGUCUAGCUUCGGCACCGUUGUUGCUUCUGGCACGACGUAUGACAGCCAGUGGACGUCAUCCCCGUCGGUGGCUGCUUCUGCCUCCACUUCCGCUGCUUCUGCGGGCUCGAGCGCUACAUCGGACUCUAGCUCUGGCCCUGGCUCUGCUUCUGCUGCUUCCGCAGCUUCAAGCGCUAUAUCUGACGCAAUGACCUCGUCCGGGCUAUCGAGCGACUCGGACUCGAAUCCAGUUACAUUGGCAUCAUCCUCAAACUCCGCGACUGCCAGCGCUGCUGCCAUUCCGACCAGCACCGUGUCAGCCGUGGUUACAUCCAGUUCGACUUCCGGAACGGUCGCUGUCGCUGAUGGCGCAACGUCCAGUGGAGAUGACGCCUCGAGCACAGAUACUUUAACUACCUCAGUCGCAGCAUAUGCUAGCCCAGCGACAUCAACCAUGAAUCAAUUCACGUCCUCUCAGCCGAGUUCCAUCUCAAAUGCCGUGAGUCCAGUCACAGCGCGACCAUCCUUGGCUAAGAUGGUUUGCAACCAAGAUAAUUGCCUCCGCAACUUGAUCGAUCCUCGUUAUUCAUCCGUUAUGCGUGGCUUCUGUGCGGGCUACACGACCACAGAAUCCAACACCGCCCCUCUACCAACCUUUUUGGGUGGCUGCUCAGCGAACGUUAACCGAGUGAGUAGCGCUUGUUCCUGUCUCAUUGCCAGCUUCGGAACGGGCACAGCAACUUCAGGGACUCCGGCAAUGACGGGACCACCAUUACGUGCAGGGAGUCCCUCUUGGAAGCAGACUCCUUCUUGGAAGUUAAAGCGGUCACCUUUGCGGUGGAAUCGACCAGCAUUGUAA
This is a messenger RNA of Fonsecaea multimorphosa CBS 102226, 2790 nucleotides long. RefSeq lists its product as uncharacterized. Gene Ontology annotation, molecular function: hydrolase activity, hydrolyzing O-glycosyl compounds; glycosyltransferase activity. The record is from RefSeq and is a predicted model, not a curated record. Gene Ontology annotation, biological process: carbohydrate metabolic process; fungal-type cell wall organization. Lineage: Eukaryota; Fungi; Ascomycota; Eurotiomycetes; Chaetothyriales; Herpotrichiellaceae. Gene Ontology annotation, cellular component: fungal-type cell wall. The coding region runs from base 1 to 2790 and encodes 929 amino acids. The transcript is spliced from 3 exons.